UAGAGAACAGGCACACAGACUCUGGAAUGGAUCUCAUGCUUUAAGGAGGGCAUGACGUAAUCUGUGAUUUCACCUGAGUGGAUUUGUGCUUAAACUGUUUUACCUCCUGUUUGAAGGAUAUCAAUGGAUAUAAAUUCCUUUUCUUCAAGAAGGAUUGGUGAAGGAUGGACAUGUUAAACGUCAAUCGUAUAUCACCUGUGUGAAAAAACAAAAACAAAAAACAAGACAACUUUGUCAAAGCUCCUUGAUUUUACAGGGACCCUGCAAUUCAUAUUUUAGGGUUUUUGUCCAUGUAGCAAAGCAACUUUUAAGACAACACUCUUAUGUACUAAUACUGGAGGGAUCCAAGUCUGAAAAGCUUUGGAAAGUUAAAAGGACCACUUUUGGUUGUAUUGAGUUUCUGGAUUGCACCGAGAAGCACCAGAGAGUUUGUCACUAUUUUGGAUCUUGCUAAUGUUGCCAAUACCACAAAUGCGACACCAGCAGAUGACGGGCAGGAUGCCUCAAGGAGAAGAUAUUUAGAACCAAACCAUCUUCCAAACCAGAACUAGUCUUGCACCUUUUAAAGCAGCUUACAAGAACUUGCCAGAAGCACAAGCUAAAGAAGGCAGUGCAUUAUAACCAUCGUCUGCUCCAAACAUCUCAACAUGUUUGCCCCAACAACAGCCCUGCCUCCACCUCCACCCCUCUUAACAGGAAGUGGACUGCCUGUGCCUGGUGCGCAAUCUACAGGUCCCUACAUAGAGCACGAUAUGCUGCGACAGGAGUUAAACUCUCGCUUCCUGGCCUCCCAGACUGUCGAUCAAGGUGGCGCACUGGCCCCUCCAGCCUACCUUCGCACAGAGUUCCACCAGCACCAGCACACACAUCAACACACUCAUCAGCAUACCUUCACACCCUUUCCCCAAUCCAUCAUGCCCAGCCCAACAGCACCACUGGUGCGUAACCCUGCCAGACAACUUGACAAAUACCCAGCUAAAGUGGACACCUUUCAAAAACACAGUUUGGUCCCAUCCUAUCCAUCAGUAAUGACUGGAAUACCUCCUAUGGUUCCACCUGCUGGACCAUUCAGCUCUCUCCAGGGAGCUUUUCAACCCAAGGCUUCCAACCCAUUAGAUGCGGUGUCAAGACCAGGAUCUGUGCUACACCAACUUAUACAGAAGGAUUCCAGAAAACCAGGGAAGUGGUGUGCAAUGCAUGUCCACAUUGCAUGGCAGGUUUACCAUCAUCAGCAAAAAAUAAAGAAACAGAUGCAGACUGAGCCGCAUAAGCUAGACUUUAGGUUUAAGCCUGAGUUUCUGAAUCGAUCAUCUAGUUCGAGCUUAAUGGGUUUGAUACAGCAGCCACGUGACUUACCCCGACCCUCCACUGUCCUCUCCAAUGCAGGCCCCACACAUCCUUUAGGUUCACCAUAUGGACCCUUAUCGCACACCCCCAACAUCCUCCACAGUUUAGUCCCCCAUCAUGAGUCUUCUAAUAAGCCACUUUCCUUUGGAGGUCUAAGGACACUGAGUACAUCUGCUUUUGGAGGACUAGGAAACCCAGCACUAACACCGAACACAGCACAUGGGACUAAAGAUGGUAAAACGGUGCCAACCCCAAAUGGGCCACAGGAGCCCUGGAACAGACUGCAACAGACCCCCUCAUCUUUCCCCACACCCCUUCUGUGUCCAAGGACAUCUGAAUCUGAGAGAGCUCCAUCUGUACCAGACAGAGCAACAAAUAAGAGAGACUCUAUAAUCAACAAAGAUGAUCUGGAAAGGGAACCAAAAGAGCCAAAUGGGAGACAUUUGUCCCCCAUCAGAAAGAGUGCACUGGAUAACAAACAAUCAACAGCGUCCUUUAAAGGCCCUUCGCCAGAUAAGCCAAAGGAUGAGGACGAGGCGAGAGAGAAAACUCAAGCAAAAGAGCCCCUGCAACAAACCCGAGAAACUGAUGAACAGAGGCACAAAGAGAUCCAAAGUUACAAAAGAGAAAAGGAUGUGGAGAGUGAGCACCAUCCCACUGAAGACAAACCUGCAGGAAAGGAGAGUUCAUCACCAAAACAACAAAGAGAAAAUAUUAAGCGAACAAGUAGUGGUAUUCAGCACUGGGAGCCAGCUGAGAAGAAGAGCAGAGUUGAGUAUGAACCUCACGGAAAGAGCAGCAAGGUGAGGGUCAAGGAGGAGAAGAGAGAUGAUCAGGACCAGGAUGUUACAACCCUUCAGAAGAGUGUGGAAAAACCCUGGCAGGGUCCCAGAAUGUCUGGUAUGAACCCUUCACCUCUCUCAACUCUUCCUUUGCCUAAUGGAAUUGCCGGUGGACACCCCAGCCUUGACAGGACUCGGCUAGUCUCACCUUUCCUGGGAAUGGGUCCAUUCCCUGGAGCUGAGAGGCUGCCUUACUCCCCGCAACACUGGGAGUCCAUGCGGAACAUCUACAGGGGAUUAGACCUUCCUCGGAGAGACUCCUUGGGCAAGGACCUCUUGAUGAGAACUGACCCACUGCAACGUGUGAUGAUGGGCCACAUUGCUUACCCACGGGAGCCGUUCCUGCAGUCCAUGGCCCUGGAACAGAGAAGUCAACUGGAGGAACGACAGCGUCUGGCCUUCCUGAGGGAAGAGAGCGAGAGGAGCCACCUGCUGGCCAUGCAUCAUACUGCACUGGAUCCUCACCUACCUCCACCAGGGAUUCUCAGGACGGCUUACAUCAGCACAGGGCUCCCACAUGCCCCACAUUAUGGUUCUCUCAGUAGGACUCUACAUAAUGCCUAUGUGCAUGCCCAACCACACCCACUUUUCCCAGUGCUGGCUGCACGGCCGGGGUCUCCGAGAAGGAUGACCCCUCUUACAGAGAGACCUGCAUUCCACCCACACAAAGACACUGAGGCUCGGUGAGCUGGACUAUAUCUGGAUUGACAGAUUCAGCCUAUAUCAAGCACUUGAUGUGUAUUCAUGAAAUGUACAGUGGUGAAAGUCUUGAGAUUAUAUUUCUUUUUUGUCAAAAAAUAUUAAAAUUAAUUCUGAGAAAAAUGUUUUUACUUAUUCCUUUUUGUUUAAUGUUGACAAUAUUUCUUAAGAUAAUGGCCAUUAAAUUACUGUAUUAAGGUUCAAACGUUUUCCAGCUAGAGCAUGAUAACUGUUUAUAAUGAAACGAAUAUAGCACAUUAUAGCACAAAUUAGAUGGUAACAGUAACACUUUACAGUAAGGCUGUAUUAGUUUACAUAAGUUAGCUACAUAAGCCAACAAAAACGAACAAUGAAUUUACAGCACUUAUUAAUCUUGAUUAAUGUGAAUUUCAACAUAUAUUAAUUUUAAAAAUUUAAACAAGUUUUAUACGGUAGCAUUAGUUAAUGCAUUAGGAACUAACAUGAACCAGUUCUUGAAUAAAACAAAUAUUAACCAUGAUUAAUAAAUGCAGUAAAAAUAUAUAGUAUAAUUCAUUGUUUGCUCACUGUCAGCAAUUAGAAUUGUAUUAUUAAAGGAAUAUUCUGAGUUCCAUACAAGUUAAGUUCAAUUGACAGCAUUUGUGGCAUAAUAUUGAUUACCACAAAAAUUAAUUUAGACUUGUUCCUCUUAAAAAAACAAGCAAAAUCGAGGUUAAAGUGAGGCACUUUUUUGGAGGGUUUAAAGGGAGAAAUGUGAAGCUUAUAAUUUUACAUUACACAAUACAUUCUUACAUUAAUUCUUCUGUUAAAACUCAUGUAUUAUUUGAGCUGUAAAGUUGUUUACAUUGCCAUUUUAAAGUUGUUUUAGGGUUUGUUGACAUUACAUCGUCAUGGCAACAAAGUUGUAAAAUUAUGACUUUUCACAGAAAAGGUUAGUAAAUUAUUUUAAUCACACUAAAAUCAUGUUUACACUCAUAUUGUUUAUGUCUUGUAGCUAUACUUUUGAAAAAGUGAGUAUUUUAGCGUUCAAAAAUUGGCCCCCAUUCACUUCCAUUGUAAGUGCCUCACUGGAACCCAGACUUUUGCUUUUUUUAAAGGAGGGGCAGGUCAAAAUACAUUUUUGUGGUAAUCAAUAUUAUGCCACAAAUGCUGUCGAUUGAUCUUAACUUGUAUUGAACCCGGAAUAAUAUAAGUGUUACCAGGUUAACAUUAACACAUUUGGUAUCAUAAACCAACAAUGAUCAAUACUUUUUAGAGCAUUACCAUAAAUCUUGGUAAAUGUAUAAAAAAACAAAAAAAAAAAACAACAUAUAUUAUAAUUUUUAACAUUCAAUUAUAGAUUUAAUGUUAAAAAAUUUUUUUAGCAUAUGUAGAAAUUACCAAGAAUAAAUGCUGUAAAAGAAUUGCUCAUUUUUAGUUCUUGUUAACUAUCGAGUUAACUACUACAGUGGUUCUCAACCCUGUUCCUGGAUGCCCCCCAACACUGCACAUGAUGUAUAUCUCCCUUUUCUGACACACUCAAUUCAGGUUUUG
Messenger RNA from Myxocyprinus asiaticus (Chinese sucker), 4400 nucleotides. RefSeq names its product autism susceptibility gene 2 protein homolog. Lineage: Eukaryota; Metazoa; Chordata; Actinopteri; Cypriniformes; Catostomidae. The record is from RefSeq and is a predicted model, not a curated record. Bases 648 to 2876 code for a protein of 742 amino acids. The transcript has 12 exons.